This is a messenger RNA of Zeugodacus cucurbitae (melon fly), 8091 nucleotides long. RefSeq lists its product as uncharacterized. The transcript is spliced from 10 exons. NCBI's taxonomy places the organism in Eukaryota, Metazoa, Arthropoda, Insecta, Diptera, Tephritidae. Gene Ontology annotation, molecular function: protein binding. The record is from RefSeq and is a predicted model, not a curated record.
UUGGGCAGUCAGUGAAUUCAACGAACCGGCGGUAAGCACAACGCGAAGCGGAUAAAGUUGAAACGUUAAAAGGUCGCCAGGUGAAUAAAAGUGGGAGAAAAUAAAUAAAAAAUACAGUUAAAAACAGAGUGAAAAGUGUUAGUGAAUUUAGACGGUGACACAGGUGGAAUAUUUGUUGGCCUCAUCAACGCGAUCGCUUUGUUAUUGUUUGUGUUGUUAGCGAGUGGCAAGAAUGUGUUUAAACUUAAACGAAUUACAAUAAAUCAGUCGGCUUCGAAUCGCUGGCGUAUAAACACAAAAAGCUGUUUAAAGUGAAGCGCAAAAAAUUAAAAGGAAAGGAGAGUGUUAUUGCGAAUUUCCCUGCUUAACGGUAAUUGCUGGCCAAGCAGAGGAAGUGAUGAUUUUGUAGGGAAUAAAAGAAAGCGUGAAAAGUCGCAGAAAAAUAAUUAUUUCAUGGAAGGACACUUUCUAAAUGAAGAGAAAAAAUGUGAAACGAAAAAGCAAAAUGUGAGAUAAUGUGAAAAUCAUCAAAAACCAACUAAAAAGUAAAUGAAAUACUAUCCGCAAACUUUAGUGCAUUUGAAAAUCUAAACUAAAACAUAAUUUCAACCGAAAAACUUUCCUGGCAAAAUUUAAAAUACUGCAAAAUAAAAAAACGUAAAAAGUUGAGUAGCCGCAGAACCGCAACCGGCGGAGAAUAAAAUGCCAUACAUCAAUUACUCGUAAAACGACAAUUUCAAUGGAGACUGAUUUUGUUUAGUAAGAAACUAACAGAUAUACGCAACAACUACAACUACGAAGUCGCCUAGGAGUGCAACUAACUAGAGGCAAACUCUACGCUCACAUAAUGGAACACAAUCACAGAAUACUCUAUCGCAAGCGUUUUGGCAACAGCAGCUGCACGAUGGAGCAGAAAUUACUGAUGCUCACUGCAAUCGUGAUUGCGAAUGCCUGUAUAGCGGGCACCAUACCCGCCACACCCGAGAACAUCACCGUCACCUUCCUCACGCCGACGACGGUGCGCGUCUCCUGGCAGACGAUGAUCGAUUUGAAUGCGCAUCCAAUCGAAAAGUACAUUGUCACAUAUAAACCGACGGAUGACAGUUACAGGGUUGUUCAGGAUGUCGCCGGCAAUAGUGAGGCAAUCAUUUUAGAUCGUCUGUCGCCCAGCACGCAGUACUCGAUAGCGGUGACGGCCAUUUGGCUUGGCAAGAAAUAUCGCAGUCGACAGAUAAUAUUUCGCACAUUAGAUAUGCCUAAGACAUCAUCGCAGCAGGACUACGCGCCCGGACACAUGGCCGGCGCGCUGGGAAGCCAAAACAGUGUCAGAAACGUUAAUGCGGGCAUCGCUGGCGGUGGUGCUACCGAUGGAGGUGGUGGUGUGAGCGCGGGUGGCACGGGGCUUAUCGGCGGCAAUCUGGCUAGCGCAGCGGCAGCAGCAGCAGCUAACGGCAAUGGCACGUAUGGGGACGAUGUAACCUCAACAGUAACGAACACAAUGGCGCAGCGACCACGUGAAUUGCCAACGAUACGCGGAGUUGAAAUCGGCAUUGUGCUCAUUGUGUUGAUGGUGUGGGCUGGCGCUAUCGCGCUGUUCUUCAAUCGUUGGGGCAAAAUACGCAUGCUAUUGCCCUAUCAACCGGACUACAAACACGAACAGCUGAAGGUACCCGGCACGGGGGUGUGCACCGGCGCUGGCUGCAAUGGCCAACAUUCGCAUCAGAACCUACACCCAGAUAUAUUCGUAAAGUGUUUGCCGCGUUGCGAGGGUUGUGGCAUCUUCGAUCGCUGCUUUCAAUAUCCGCGACGCGAGCUGGAGCGCGAUUGCGGCUGCCAGUUUGCAUUGCUGCAUAAGGCCGAUGUUGAGAGCUAGCAACCAGCGCAUGGUGAUGGCGUUGCAUCGUCGGAAGGUUACGUCAAAGUCGAUAGCAUCGAUAGUCCGACUGCCGCGCUGGCGACACCAUUGCACAGUUGUGGCGCCAUCAGUUGCCUGCGCCUCGAGAACGAAGUGGCCAGAGGUGGCGCCGGUGGUGGUGGUAGUCGCCAUAAUUUGAGCGACAGCGAUUGUAGCGCUAGCGAAGUGGACGAACAGGGCGCUGUCGAUGAGAACGAUAUUGACGUGGAUGGUCGAAUGCAACGCGAUCACCGCUCCUUGCACGAGCAGCAGCUUCAGCAAUAUCAUCAACAACAACAACAUCAACUGCUCAUACAGUCGAAAUCCAAAGCCGGUGGCGCUAUCAGUGUCGUUGGGAGCGGUGGUGGAGGUGAUCUCAAGACCAGGCAGAAGCGUUUCACUCAACAACGGAGUAUAUUGAAGAAUUCAACGGAGCGUUCAAGCAAUCAGGAUGAGCAAGAGCUGCUGGAGGCCAAAAAGCAACUGAUAUUGCGGCGACGGCGGCUCUUCAGCCACUACCGCCAGUACGAGCAGUGGCGUCGGCGACAAUUCAGCUACGAUCCGUGCUACUAUCGCGCCAUACCGCUGCCAAUUGGUCAGGCGUCGUCCACCAAUUAUGCUGGCGGUUACAGCGGUCCGGGUCAGGGCGCAUUCCGACGCCGCCGCCAGUACAGGCGGCAGUACUCGUGUGCCGAACGUGAGGAUUCGCGCGAGAGUCGUGAGUCGUCGUCGCUGCAUCGUUAUAAGGGCGACAGUAUGAUGGCUAGCGAAUCAUUCAACACCGACAGCGCUAACUAUAUUAACUAUGAACAACAACAACAAGAACAAUCAUAUAAACGAUCACAACAACCGCAACAGCAAAAACGUGACGAAUCGUUCGAACCUUACUCAUCAGCAGUGGGACGUCGCAAUCAUUUCCACAUGUUGCACGAGGAGCGCUCUGCCUCCAUUUCGGAACGAUGCACACGCAGUCGCAUCAAUUCGGCCAUAUUCGUUUCGUCCGAGGGAAGAGGUUUUGACUCAAUCGAAUUUCUGCGUCGACACGGUUCGCAGAGCGUGUUGUGCCGGAAGGCGCGCAGCGCUGAGAAUAUUACCGACAAUGAGCGUAAGAAGAGUUUCUCCGACAAUAAGGGUUCGUGGCACAACGACGGGAAUAAUGACAGUGAUCCGAACAGGAGACAAGACGACGACGAUGGCAGCGCCAUUGAGCUACGCGAAUGCCGCCCCAAUCAAAACAAUUGCAACGCCGGUUGCUGUGGCGAGUCACGUACUCUAUCGGUGCUGACUACCAACACCAGUUGCGAUCAUCCAUCCACGUCGGCGGCCGCCGCGGCUUCAAUGUCCGUCACGAAUGUGGUUGUGGGCAGCAUUUCGAUUGAAACACCACCCUCUCACAUCAAAGACGAACUGCACAACAGCACCGCCAGCAUCGCAGCCACGACCACCGCCAUCGUCGCUUUGCCAAACGGUGAGAAGAGACAGCGUCCAAAUACCUUUGCCGGCAUGUCGAAGAAGAGUUCCGCCUCGCGCGACUCCACCGACACAGUCGAGGAGUUAGUACUCGUGCCAACCGUUGCUGCCACUGCGGUACCGUUACCAGAAAUAGCCAUUACAAGCCGUUCGCGUACGCUCGUGCGUCAGCGCUCGUCAACCGUCUCCAUUUCACCGCACCGCAGUCCCAAAACGCUGGCGCUAAAGCAUGCCAAACCAAAGAUCGCAGCGUUACCAAUGGUCUCGGUGUCGGGACCAUCACCACCGCACGAGAAACCGCCGCCACAACCGCAAACGGAGUAUUUGUAACAAAUGGCAGCCGAAACAUUUAUUUAAGCUUAAGUGAAUGCAACGUUGACAUGGAAGAUGGAAGUACUAUAUGAGGAGAAGAGAAGGCAAGCCCGUUGCGCAUCCGGAGAGUGAGGGUGUUGUAUGAGGACCGAAUCAGGUUUGCGGCAAAGCUAUAAGGCACAAAAGUAGCUCCUACCAUAUGCUCAGCGAAGUAUGUACAUAAUUGGUAUCUAUUUCCUAUACUCUUCCUAACUUCCAGCUCACGUAUUUAUCUCACACACUUACAAAUGUUUCGGCUCUAAUUGGAACGGUUCGUGGCCAACUCGCGUUGGGGUUGCCUUUCGGCUAAAAUCUAACUAAAAAUCUCAAAAAUGACUGAACUAUUCGUAACUACUGAAAACCGUUAAAAACGAAUUACAUAUGUACAUACAACACUUAUAUAUGUAAGUGUAUGUGUAUUUAUCACAAAAACAAAAAAAUCAUGAAAACUUAGCACUAGUUAUUAGUUCUAGUUCUAAAAAUACAACCCGAGCCAUUGGUAGAAAGCAUUGGCGCAAAGCUUUAACAAGUCACUUGAAAACUUUCAAGCUUUAAUAUUAUAAAUAAUACCGUUAAUACCGUUUAUAACAUUUUUUCGUCAUUAUUAAUGCAUUAUUAAUGAAUGUUAUUAGUGUAUCGCGUACAUAUGUAUAUAAACGUGUAUGUAUGUGUAACUAUUUACUAUUUAUAAGUAUAUAUAUGUAUGUAUUUAUAUGUAACUAUGUAUUGUAUUUAUGUAAAUAUGUUUGUAUAGAUAAAAGUACAACUAACAACAAAUUAAAUUAAGCAACAAAAGUAACUACAAAAAUAUCAAGUAACAACAAAAAAUUAUAGAAUAUUUGAUUAUUAUCAUUAUUUCUGCGUGUAUCAAAAACGAAACACACAUACACACACCUGCGCGUACUGGGAUGCAUGAGCCGUAGGUACAUAGAUUUUUAGGGAGCUUACAUACAUAAAUUGUAGAUUUUCGAAUCGCGUUUUUUUUGUGGAAUCCUGUAGGUACAUUCGUAUAUAUGUAGCAAUUAGAUUUUUUAUUAUGUACUUAUGUAACAAUAAAUUUGUCCGUAAGUUUUAUAUUCAUACCUACAUAUGUGACUAAUAUCAUAUUGUAUAGAGCAUGGUGGAUAUUUAUAUAAGAGUGUUAAUGCUCCUAAGGGGAAUUGUCUUAGAGGUCGCAACACCAACACCAUAUGAUUGGUUGAAGAGUGUGUAUAAGUGGCAAUUAAUUAAGAUAUUUAUAGCUCAUUUUCAAUAGAUUCAUGCUUUUUGUUUCAAUAUUUUACGGAUUUCGUGAAAUCGGUAACUGGACUUCUUCACAUAACUUUCUUAAAUUGAAACUGGAGUUACUACUUCAAGACCACAUUCAGAAAUUCAUUGAACAUCGCUUGGGAAUACGUUUUGUUUCGAAGUCCAUAUGUGGUUUCAAGAGUUAGUAUAUUAUACUGACGAAUUACUUCAGAACACAAUUUUAGUUUAACACUUAUUGGAUACUUUGUCUUUUAGAAAAGCUCAAGAUUUUUCUUAUGGAAUCGAUAUCAUGUCUCUAGUUCUAGAUCAAAAAUAUAAAGAGACACUAACGUGUUACUUUACAUACUUGCUUUGGUUCAAUGAGCCCAAUGAGUUUUUUGAAAUCUUUUUUUUUUUAGAGAAAAAGAAGACCGAAGAGAGAAUCGUUUCCGAUUUCGACACAUUUCAAGCCGAAACUUAAACAUUUUUGUAAAUCUUUUCUAAUAUUUAUUUAAGUUUAUGCUUUAUAAUCAUUAAAAAAUUGUCUCACGAAUCCCAUUUUCUUGUAAUGAACAAUUCGAUGGAAGACCCUUGAAUUUAUACAAAACAUGAGAUCUGAAGAUUAUAUGACACAAAAUACUAGUGAAGCAUAUCUAAAUUUUAUAAAAAUGGUGGAUGAUAGCAAUGCAAUCUGAGCAGAUUUUUAAUAUAUGUUUUUCAAAUCCAAUAAAAGAAAUGAAAAAAAAAAUAAAUAAAUAAAUGUACAUACCAAUGUAUAAUGAAAAUCUUAUAUCAAUUAAGAAUAUUAAUUAAAUGAUAUAAUUAAAUUAAAUUAUAGAAAUAAUAAUAAUGUACUCGCGAUGGAAUUUAAUGGCAUGUCAGGGUUCCAAAGGCAGGCCAAAAUCAAAGCUCAAGAAUUUCAUAAAUCAUUGCAAUUAUAAGAUACGGUAUUCAGCUAAAUCGAAUGAAGCACAUCAGCAAUCACACACUAGUUCUAAGUUAAUUAGUAAUAGAUAGUAGUAGCUAACGUCUAAUUCACAAAAUUAUUUGAAGUUUGAAACGUAAGAAGCCAAAUAGAACCCUGACCCGAAAACCCGAAAUCGUAUAUGCAUGUGUAUCUAUAGUAUUUAUACCAACUCGUACUAGCAAACUAAACAUGACCUAAACAAUAUCUAAAUGCAUAAAUACAUAUAUAUAUUUAUAUAGACACGUAUACACCUACUGAAAUUUUAUGAAGAAAUACGGUAUAAGCUUUACUCUCCUCUAUCAAAUAACAAAUAAACAAAUAUCUAAAUGUAAACAACAAGAUAACUGUGAAAAUAAUAUUUUGCACACAUGUACUGGUGUACAUACAAACCUACCACACAGUGCAUAAAAAAUGUUGAAAGAGAUGUUCAAAGACACCAACCAAAUAUCACAGUGCAAUCGAAGGAUUUGAUUUUUCUGUAAAACCAAAGGAAGGAAUAAAAUAUAUAUAAUAUGUAUAAGCAUGCACCUAGAAAUAAAAUACAACAAUUGCAUGACUCCUUAUAGAGUUAUAUACCUACAAGUAGUUAUUUAAGAAUAGAAUAUUUCAAUAAAUAUAUUGCCAAUACUCAGUGUUUAUAAAACGAAACAUAUUUCAUUGAUUACUUUGGAGAACUAUGUAACAGAACAUGAAAUGCGGCAGAUCUUUGCAUUAAUGUACAAGAUUGAUAUCAAAGAAGAUUUCAAAAAUAUUAGGUUUGUUAGAAAUAUUACUUUCAAAUUAAUUUUUUUUUUUAUCAAAAAUAACCUGAUCUGAUCCUGAUUUUGUCUUAUCCCUUCAUAGGGCAUUUUAGAACUUUUAAUGGAAUUUUAAAAAUUAUGCUCCCUAACAAACCUACUACUACUACUACACUACUGAAUCAUAGAAUCCAUAGUACAAUAAUACAACCUAAAGAAAUUCAACAAAUAAUUGAAUUGAAGGUUUCAGUAUAAAUUAAAUGUGUUAACUAAAGUGUUUAAUCCAUAUAACAAAAAAAAAAGAAAAACGAAUUUUUGAUAGAAACGCAAACAAGUUUUAACAAAACUAUAAUAUUAAGAGAUGCAGGCGAGUUAAAGAAUUCUUUUAAAUUCAACUUUUAGCUUUACUUUUUGGUUUGUAGUUAGUCUAUCUCCCGCCAAUGUUCACUAAAUACUGGAAAAAGGAAAAUAUUACUUGUGUCUCGAAAAAUAAUUUUACAUUAUUCGUGACUUAUUAAGAUUAGUUUUCUUUAAGUUAAUUUAUUUUUUAUUCAAUUAAUGGCUUAACUAUUUUUGUUUUAAUUUUAUAGACUUUUUAAUAAACCAGUAAUUUAACAAAAACAUUUUUUUUUAAAGAAAUAAAUAAAUGGAAAAUCCACAAUUCCGUCUCAGUUUUAUUCAACGAAAUAAUUUUACUAAAAACAACAGUUUUUAAAUACCCCGUACAAAAGUCCGUAAUAAGUGUACCAAUAAUAUAUUACUAACAUAUGUAAUUCCAAAAGCUUUACCGAACUACAAUAUAAUGUCAAUAAAAAUAUUUUCGAAUUCACAUACAAAUAAAAUAUAAAUAAAUAUGUAACUGAAUAAGAAAGCAAUUAGCUAUUUAUGUAGUCAAUAAUAACCACAUACAUUUUUCGUAAAUAUAAAUAUCAUUUCAUAUAAUAUAAUAACUAUAUGCAUACAAUUUUAAAUGAUACAUUUUAUUAAUUUAAUUGUUAAAAAAAAUCAAAUUUUUACAAACAAUUAUUUUCUUAUGUAACAAAUUAAAUAGAUUAUAUAAAUUGCUUUUCAGAUUUAUAGAAUCAAAACAUAUUAGUUAUUUUUUUUAAUUGCAACGAGUUAUCAAAGUUCAAAUAAGAAUUUUCAAUAAAGGUUUACGGCUUCUUUAUAUGAAAUUAGUGUCUUAUUUAAAAAAAUAACACAGAAAAUACAGAAAAUUAUGGAAUAUUUCAAACUCAUAUUAGUUAAAUAAGUUGAUCCGAGCCAAACCGUAAAAUCAAACCAAUAAUUUAUAAGUACGCAUGUGUGUACAGAAAUAUUUCACUUUGAAUUAAUGCAAAGUAUUUGCAAAUCGAAUAAACAUUAUUUGAAAAUUGGUUAAAACAAAGGUGUUAUUAGGAAACCAUUUUAGCGAGAUAAACAUCGUUUUAAUAAGAAUUUUAAUG